AUGUGUGAUAAUAUUGAGCUUCUAAUUGAUAAGUUGGAGAGUAUCACAAAAGAAAACUUGCGUAUCCUUCUUUCACAGGCUGAAAUAACAGAGCUGGACUCAUGUUAUGUUCAAUUGAAUACUUCUAUGCCCUUAACUUUGGAAAUUAAAAACAAUUGGUCGUUUGAUAAAUUAAUAGAUCAAUGCAGAGAAUUUUUUGUUAAGCAUAUUCCUAGGUGUUUCUUGUUGGGUGAUGGAUAUAAAGUUGCAAAAGACUCAUCAAUUGGUUCAAGUACCUAUUCGGACGCUACAAAUGGUGCUUGUACGUUGUUGAAAGGUCGAACAUGGAGAAGGCUUCAUUCGGUGGUUGGAAAUGAUAGUAUGUGCUAUCUGCUAUUGAAUUUUGAUUGUUUUGUGGUAAAUUCUUAUGGAAUACAUCAAAUAUUUGGAAGAAAGCUCAGUAUUAGAAACUUCAAUUCAAAAAACUAUAAUUUGAAUGAAAUUAAUCUGAAUUCAUCAUUAUAUACGAAUAUUGGUGAUGUCUCUAAAAUGAACCCUAUUCCACAUUCAAAAAAAGAAUUUUUCCAAGCUGUUUUCAAAGACGAGUUCGAUAAUAAUGCCAACUAUAGCAAGCUCCUGUCUAAACACAAGCCUUUCUCUUCCAUUAUCUCAAAAAUUCAGUGCAAUCAUAAAAGUAUCAGCUAUUUCAAUAUAUUAUCAAAUAUUUGUAACAACAAGGGACAUGAAUCUCACAAUGUUCAAAAUACGGUUUCUAAAUCAGCAGUCUUCAAAUUCUGCACGAUUGUAUUUGAGAAAGUGUUUCCUGUGGAAACGUAUGGAUCAAAGCAAAACAAAAAAGUUAUACUUAGAAAUUUAGGGUUACUUAUAAUGGGGAAAAAGGGUGAUAACAUUAAAGAUUAUCAUUUGAUGAAAAAUAUUUCUUUAAAACACAUCUGCUGGCUUGGAAAGGGACCCGGCUUGAAGUGGAACAAGCAAGACUUUCAGAAAAGAUAUAAACUGUUCAAGGAUUUUCAGGUGUGGUUAUUCAAUUACUUCUUUUGUCGCUUACUGGGGUCUUUUUUUCAUAUUACCAAUAUAUCGUCGUCCAAGGAGCUUCUCUAUUAUGUUCAUUUGACCUGGGGUAAAAUUUCAAGGCCUUUUGUAAACCAGUACAAAACUGAACUGCUUUCAAAGCUUGAGGAUACUGAACCAUCAUAUGAUGACGGGCUAUACACCAAACUGACAGUUAUGCCUAAAAAGAAUGAUAGUUUUAGAGCUAUUAAUAAACCACUAAAGGGUAACGACGUUCAAUCAAGAGAUAACUAUAUGAUCUUUUUACAGAAGAAGAUUAAACCCACAAGACAUAUUUUAGCACACUUGCGGAUGUCAAAGGAGUCUCCAUAUCCUAAAUUAGCUUCAUCUAGAGACAUUCCACUCAUUUUAAAAGAUUACAAGAAUAAGGUUGGAACUAAAUAUGAGGGUAUCUAUUAUCUAAAGUUUGACGUGAAGGAUUGCUACGAUAAUUUGCCAAAAGAUCUGAUAUUUAAAUUAUCAAAACAGCUUGUUGAAACAAAUAAAAUCUACUUUGUGAAUCAUUACGAAGAGCAAAAUAUGUCAUCAAGCGUGAAAAGAAGGAGAAGACAUUUCACCAUGGAAAGUAUCACUCCUCAAAUGGAAGGUGAUAGGCACAGCUUCAGAAGCAUACAAACUGGAAGUGGAGCUACAUAUUCUAUGGGCGGUGAUGAAAUUCUUUCAAUCAUUGAAAACCAACUUGACUCAAGUUACACUAUCAUUGGUAAAAACACCUAUAGAAGAAGAGAAGGUAUAUUCCAAGGGCUACAUCUAUCUAGUGUUUUUUGUGAUAUAGUAUACGACGAAAUGAUCGAGUGUGAAUUCAGUGACGUGACUAAACCAAAUAGCUUGAUUUUGAGACUGGCUGAUGAUUUUUUAAUUUUAUCAACCGAUAAGAGUGCACUUCUUAAAUUUCAAUCCAAAGUAGAAAAUGGAUUUCCAGAUUUUGGUGCUGUGAUAAAUAAAGAGAAAACAUUUACAAAUCUUCACAACAAAUGGGAAUCAAAGUUCACUUUCUGUGGGUUUGAUAUAGACAUUGAUGACUUUAAGAUCACGAAGACAUUUGAAGAUAUACAUAUCUUGAAUACAGAGUCACAUAAAGCACUCACCCGGAAACUUUUAUGGAUCUUUGGAAAUCGAUUAUCGAACAACACAUUUGAUUUAUCUGUUAACAAUAAGUCAGUAGUGACAAAAGAGAUAUUUAAGUUGGUAUACUCGUCAGCAAAAACAUAUGUUCAAGCAGUAGCACUCUUGAUUCCUGAUUUAAUGAGUUUCAGGAGAUUCUUUGAGGACUUGAUAGAAGAAGCCUCAAAUGGUUUGGGAUGUAAACAUCAUAAAGGGUUUCAUAUAUCAGAUUUAAAAAUUAUCAUUUGUUCUGCCUUCCUAAUGUAUUUUGAAGAAAAAAAUACAAGAUUCUUGGGACAUAUACAGUAUCUUCAAAAGUGUAUUCAUGAAAAUGCAACAUAG
This is a messenger RNA of Hansenula ciferrii, 2517 nucleotides long. RefSeq names its product telomerase reverse transcriptase (gene EST2). Gene Ontology annotation, molecular function: telomeric repeat DNA binding; telomerase RNA binding. The transcript has a single exon. Lineage: Eukaryota; Fungi; Ascomycota; Saccharomycetes; Phaffomycetales; Wickerhamomycetaceae. The coding region runs from base 1 to 2517 and encodes 838 amino acids. The record is from RefSeq and is a predicted model, not a curated record. Gene Ontology annotation, cellular component: telomerase catalytic core complex. Gene Ontology annotation, biological process: telomere maintenance via telomerase.